Messenger RNA from Meleagris gallopavo (turkey), 863 nucleotides. Its product is annotated as UDP-glucuronosyltransferase 1A6-like. NCBI's taxonomy places the organism in Eukaryota, Metazoa, Chordata, Aves, Galliformes, Phasianidae. The record is from RefSeq and is a predicted model, not a curated record. Gene Ontology annotation, molecular function: UDP-glycosyltransferase activity.
GCCACUGGCUAAGCAUGAAGGAAGUAGUUCAGAAGCUUGCCGAGAGGGGACAUGAAGUGGUGGUGCUUAAACCAGAAGUAAGCUGGCAGAUGGGAGAGAGGGAAAAACAUGCAUACACUGUGAAAACAUACCCAGUGUCCACCAAGUUAGAAGAUCUGGAUAAUGCCUUUCAGCUCUAUCUUGCUACUCACCUGAAGAGUAUGCCUUUCCCAAUGGAUAUUCUAGCUCUGUACAACAUCUCAGUAGAUGUUUUUGGCACGUUCUUUCUUCAGUGCAGAGAACUAUUCAGCAGCACAGAAACACUGCAGUACUUGAAUCAAAGCGGCUUUGAUGCAGUCCUCACAGACCCUAUUUUGAUGUGUGGAGCAACAGUUGCCAAUUACCUUUCACUUCCAUUUGUGUUCUUCAUGAGAGGAUUUCCUUGCAAUCUACACUACAAAGCUACACAGUGCCCAAGCCCUCUGUCAUAUGUCCCUAGACUAUUUUCAUUCAAUUCAGACCACAUGACGUUCUUCCAGAGAGUAGAAAAUACACUGAUUUCAUUCUUGGAGCUCUUUUAUUGUAAUGGGUACUAUCAAGCUGCAAUACAGCUUUCCUCUGAAGUUCUUCAAAGAGAUGUAUCCCUGAUUGACCUCCUGAACUCUGCUUCUAUUUGGCUUAUGAGAUAUGACUUUGUGUUUGAGUAUCCCAGACCAGCGAUGCCCAAUAUGGUCUUCAUUGGAGGUAUAAACUGUGCUGAGAAGAAACCGCUGCCUAAGGUAUGUUCUUUUUCUCAGAUUGCACAUUUUCCAAAGCAAUGUAAUUUCAUAGCUAAUGGACACUUAGUGGAUUUGAUAUUAUUUUUCUAAUUUUUUUUUAAUAUU